AUGUCCUACAAGCGGUCCCGUGCAGCUUACGAAGCUGACCUCCAGCAGCAGCAGUCCCCCUUUGUCCUGUUCGGCACACCCCUGCCGCCCCUGGACCCCGAGGUCAGGGAUGACGGCUCCUACGUUCCGGUGUGGAAGCAGGAGGUGAGAGACGAGAGGGGCAGGAAGCGCCUACACGGAGCCUUCACCGGCGGCUGGAGCGCAGGAUACUUCAACACCGUCGGGUCCAAGGAAGGAUGGGCGCCCUCGACCUUCGUGUCGUCGCGGGCGAACCGCCGCAAGGACGGCAAGGACGCCGGCCAGCAGCAGCGGCCCGAGGAUUUCAUGGACGAAGAAGACCUCGCCGAUGCGGAGGAGGCGAGAAAAAUUCAAACAUCCCAGGCUUUUGCCGGUCUGGGCGCAACUGAACAUGACGCGGUACGGGCUAGUGGCCUGGCUGGCCUCUUCCGCGUGGAAGGCGAGACGAUGGGCACAAAACUUCUAAAGAAGAUGGGCUGGAGGGAAGGGCAGGGGAUUGGACCCAAGGUGCGCCGGAAGGCUCGACUAGAUGUGGCAAACAAGCCUGUCACUGCAGACAAACCCGAAACAUUUCUCUUCGCCCCGGAGAAUGUGCCCAUGAUAGGAUUUACAAGAAAGAUGGAUCGGAAAGGGCUGGGGUACGAGGGAGCGGCAAGACUGACGCCCCUCGACUCGACUUCUAAGCUUGGGCGUCUAGAUCAAUCAGAUGACGAAGACGAGGUUGAGGAUGGCCCGCUGAGGCGUGCCCGAGCAUCAAUUCCUCUCAUGCAGAAGAAAGCUUCCUCCAAGAGUUCUGGAGGUAUCGGAAUUGGGGUCUUAAAUGACACUGGCUCCGACGAUGAAGACCCUUAUGAGAUGGGGCCAAGGAUAUCUUAUAAUCGUGUCAUCGGUGGCGACAAGAAGAAGAAAAAGAAGGACCUGGCCUCAGCGACCCCUGUCAAUCCGACCCUCAGAUCUAAACCUGUCUUUGUGUCGAAGAAGGCAGCUCUGGCUAGAGUGGCGUUGGGGGUGCGCAAAUGCCACGAUGGCCGGCUACCGUUAGAUGGGUUUGUCUUCGCCCAAGAGCCUGAUCCGCUAAUCUCCAUGAUAAACGCAGAGGGCAAGUAUCCGCCUCCAACGAUUCCCCCUGACUGGAAGUCCAACAAGCAAGCCAAAGAUCGCCAAUCAUCAUCGGCAUACUUAUCCACUGCUGAUGCUGCGAAGGCCUCCAAACUUGAUCCCAAAUCACGGGCUGCCUUGCUCGGAGAGCAGCAAUUGCCAGGAAAGUCAGUAUUCGAUUUCAUGUCUGCUUCUGCAAGGGACAAGCUAGCUGCCGUUACCGGAAAAUCAAAUCUGCCUCAAGCGAAGGGCGAAAUACCAGAAGGGUAUGCUCUCUCGGCGGAUGAGAAGUUACGACAGCUGAUGGACCAAGUCCCAUCAGUGGACAAGGAGACAGCUGUGGCUGCCAUUACAAGAGGUGCUGCUGGCGGUGGUCCAUAUGGGGAUGACGAGGCGAAGCGUUCGAGAUACCGAGCGUACCUUGAGUAUCAAGCGGGAUAUGAAAGUUCUCUGCCGAGCAAACCACCCAAGAUGAAUAAUGAUGACUGGCUACGGGAGUUUCAAGAAUUCUAUAAUGUAGCCAGAAUAUUCAAGCCCAUGACUGGACUGAUGGCCUCGAGGUUCACAACAUCCUCGUCCACGUCAAAACUUGCAACAGGCUCUGACGGAAAGGCCGAAGAUAAGGAUCUGAUAAGCCGUCCUCCUGCGAAGCCAUCAGACCCGGCAGAGGAGGCUGCCAAGAUGGGCAUGUACGGGGAGAUGACGAGGUCGGUGAAGGACUUUUAUCCUACGCGACUUCUUUGUAAGAGAUUCAACGUUAAGCCACCUGCUCACGUUCAGCCGGACCAGAGCGCGGAUGUCAACAGCAUGGGCAAAAACAAAUCAAGUGCUGAAGUCUAUGGAGACUUCAGUACCAUGGCUCAAGGGCCCGGGAAUCAGCAUAUGAUCAUGCCUAACAUGGCCAUAGAACCCCACGAUGGUAGACAACAAAAUCCUAUCGACUUAGAGCCAGGGGCAUUAUCUGCGAGUAAAGUCCCCACGACAGAGCCAGAUAUUGUCAUCGAUGCUACGAGGAAUGAGGCUUUAGAGGGUCAGCGGGCAGGCGAGGAAGUGUUCAAGGCAAUUUUUGGGGAUAGCAGUGACGAUGAGGACUGA
This is a messenger RNA of Phaeoacremonium minimum UCRPA7, 2211 nucleotides long. Its product is annotated as putative g patch domain-containing protein 1 protein. NCBI's taxonomy places the organism in Eukaryota, Fungi, Ascomycota, Sordariomycetes, Togniniales, Togniniaceae. Gene Ontology annotation, biological process: mRNA processing. Gene Ontology annotation, molecular function: RNA binding. The coding region runs from base 1 to 2211 and encodes 736 amino acids. The transcript has a single exon. Gene Ontology annotation, cellular component: nucleus. The record is from RefSeq and is a predicted model, not a curated record.